Molecule: messenger RNA, 816 nt
Organism: Nerophis lumbriciformis (worm pipefish)
Lineage: Eukaryota; Metazoa; Chordata; Actinopteri; Syngnathiformes; Syngnathidae
Source: RefSeq, a predicted model, not a curated record
AUGACGUGUCCAGGAAACACAGGUCCACCAGUGUAUUACAUCGGAAACCAGACUGGUCGCAAUGCAGUCUAUCCAAUGGAGAAUGUAGCAGUAGUGACUCCACCAUGCACACUGCAACCUGCUGUCAUGCAGACAUCCUUACCUGGCCCAGCUUUAUGUUUCCCACCUGGUCUGGAUUGCCUGAGUCAGUUCAACCAGUUCCUAGUGCAUCAGAGGGUCCAGCUGGAUGAGAUUAUUAUUGGUUGGGAGAUGAACAAUGCUUACACAGUAACGACUACCCAAGGGCAGCAGGUGUUUGCGACGAUUGAGGAAAAUGACCUUUUCACCGCGCAGGCUUGCGGCCCCAAUCGGCCUUUCACCAUUCGCCUCCAUGACAAUUUGGGGCGAGAAAUUAUAACCUUGACGCGCCCGAUGAGGUGCACUAUGUGCUGCUUCCCCUUCUGCCUACAGGAGCUGGAGGUGCAGAGCCCUCAUGGACAUCCAAUAGGCUACGUGGAACAGAAUUGGCACCCUCUUUUGCCCAAAUUUACUAUCCUUAAUGAGACAAGAAUGCCUCAGCUGAAGAUCGUGGGGCCAUCCUGUGACUGUAACUGUAUGUCUGACACAACCUUCGAGGUAACCUCUUUGGACGAGUCUGCCGUCAUUGGACAAAUAAGUAAACAAUGGAGUGAUUUCAUACAAGAAAGUUUUACAGAUGCAGAUAACUUUGUGGUUUCAUUUCCAAUGGAAUUGGAUGUUAAGACAAAGGCUGUGAUACUUGGAGCCUGCUUCCUCAUAGAUUUCAUGUUUUAUGAGAAUAAACCCCGAAGGAAUUAA